AGCAGCAAGCGCGACUGCGGCCCCGCGGCCGCGCCCGCCCGCACCCGGCACGAUGCUGCCGGUGCACCCGGAGGUGAAGCCCAACCCGCUGCAGGACGCCAACCUCUGCUCGCGCGUGUUCUUCUGGUGGCUAAACCCUUUGUUUAAAAUUGGCCAUAAACGGAGGUUGGAGGAAGAUGACAUGUAUUCAGUGCUUCCGGAAGAUCGCUCCAAGCAUCUUGGGGAAGAAUUGCAAGGAUACUGGGAUAAAGAAGUCCUGAAGGCUGAGAAUGAGGCACGGGAGCCUUCCUUGACAAAAGCCAUCAUAAAGUGUUACUGGAAGUCAUACCUGAUUUUGGGGAUCUUUACAUUAAUUGAGGAAGGCACCAAAGUAAUGCAGCCCAUAUUUUUGGGGAAAAUCAUCGAUUAUUUCGAGAACUACGAUCCCUCAGAUUCAGCAGCCUUGCGCAUGGCGUACGCCUAUGCUUCUGUGUUGACUGUCUGUACCCUCAUCUUGGCCAUUCUGCACCACUUGUAUUUUUAUCAUGUACAGUGUGCUGGGAUGAGGUUAAGAGUAGCCAUGUGCCACAUGAUUUAUAGCAAGGCACUUCGUCUUAGUAACAUGGCUAUGGGGAAGACAACCACAGGCCAGAUAGUCAACCUGUUGUCCAAUGAUGUGAACAAGUUUGAUCAGGUGACAAUCUUUCUGCACUUUUUAUGGGCAGGACCACUGCAGGCUGUCGCAGUGACUGCCCUGCUCUGGAUGGAGAUAGGAGUCUCCUGCCUUGCCGGGAUGGCGGUCCUGCUCAUCCUCCUGCCCUUGCAGAGUUGCAUCGGGAAGCUGUUCUCGUCCCUGCGGAGUAAGACCGCAACCUUCACCGAUGUCAGGAUCAGGACGAUGAAUGAAGUUAUAACGGGCAUCAGGAUCAUCAAAAUGUAUGCUUGGGAAAAGUCAUUUGCAGAUCUUAUUACCAGAAUGAGAAGGAAGGAGAUUUCCAAAAUUCUGAGCAGUUCCUACCUCAGAGGGAUGAAUUUGGCCUCGUUUUUCGUCGCAAGCAAGAUCAUCGUGUUUGUGACCUUCACAACCUACGUACUGCUUGGCAAUGUCAUCACAGCCAGCCGCGUGUUUGUGGCUGUAUCACUGUAUGGGGCUGUGCGGCUGACCGUCACGCUGUUCUUCCCGUCAGCUGUUGAGAAAGUCUCUGAGUCAAUUGUCAGCAUUCGGAGAAUCAAGGACUUCCUGCUCCUGGAUGAGAUAUCGCAACGCAGCACUCAACAGCCCUCAGAUGAUAAAAUGAUAGUGCAUGUGCAAGAUUUCACUGCUUCUUGGGAUAAGGCUUUCGACACGCCCACCCUCCAAGGACUCUCGUUCACUGUGAGACCUGGCGAGCUGCUGGCUGUGGUUGGCCCCGUGGGCGCAGGAAAGUCCUCUCUGCUCAGUGCUGUCCUGGGCGAGCUGCCUCCAAGCCAGGGCCUGGUCCGCGUGCAUGGCAAAGUUGCCUACGUGUCUCAGCAGGCCUGGGUAUUUUCAGGAACUGUGAGGAGCAACAUUUUAUUUGGGAGGAAGUACGAAAAGGAGCGAUAUGAAGCAGUAAUAAAGGCCUGUGCGCUGAGAAAGGAUUUACAGCUUCUGGAGGAUGGAGAUCUGACUAUGAUAGGAGAUCGGGGAGCCACGCUGAGCGGAGGGCAGAAAGCGCGGAUCAACCUGGCCAGGGCGGUGUAUCAGGAUGCCGACAUCUACCUCCUGGAUGAUCCUCUCAGUGCAGUGGAUGCUGAAGUCAGCAGGCACUUGUUCCAGCAGUGCAUUUGCCAAGCCUUGCACGAGAAGAUCACAAUUUUAGUGACUCAUCAGUUGCAGUACCUAAAAGCUGCAAGUCACAUUCUGAUACUGAAAGAUGGAGAAAUGGUGCAGAAGGGAACCUACACCGAGUUCCUGAAAUCUGGGGUAGAUUUUGGUUCCCUUUUAAAGAAGGAAAAUGAGGAAGCCGAGCCGUCUCCCCUUCCUGGGACGCCCACACUGAGGAAUCGAACCUUCUCGGAGUCUUCGGUGUGGUCUCAGCAGUCGUCCAAACCCUCCCUCAAAGACAGCGCCCCCGAGGGCCAGGAGGCUGAGAAUACACAAGUGGCACUGACUGAGGAGAGUCGUUCUGAAGGCAAGAUUGGCUUUAAGGCCUAUAAGAAUUACUUCAGAGCGGGCGCUCACUGGUUUAUCAUCAUUGUGCUUAUUCUGCUAAACCUUGCAGCCCAGGUGGCCUAUGUGCUGCAGGAUUGGUGGCUGUCGUACUGGGCAAAUGAACAGAGUGCCCUAAAUGUCACCAUCGAUGGCCAAGGGAAUGUAACUGAGCAGCUGGAUCUUACCUGGUACUUGAGCAUUUAUUCAGGUUUAACUGUAGCUACCGUCCUUUUCGGCAUCGCAAGAUCUCUGUUGGUAUUCUACGUGCUUGUUAAUUCUUCGCAAAAUCUGCACAACAAAAUGUUCGAGUCCAUCCUGAGAGCUCCGGUGCUGUUCUUUGACAGAAAUCCCAUAGGACGAAUUUUGAAUCGUUUCUCCAAAGACAUCGGACACAUGGAUGACUUGCUGCCCCUGACAUUUUUAGAUUUCAUCCAGACAUUUCUGCAAGUGGUUGGCGUGGUCGCUGUGGCAGCAGCUGUGAUCCCCUGGAUUCUGAUCCCCUUGGUCCCGCUUAGCAUCAUUUUUGUUUUUCUUCGGCGGUAUUUCUUAGAAACAUCAAGAGACGUCAAACGCCUGGAGUCCACAACACGAAGUCCAGUCUUCUCCCACUUGUCAUCUUCACUCCAGGGACUCUGGACCAUCCGUGCAUACAGAGCCGAGAACAGGUUUCAGGAGCUGUUCGAUGCAUACCAGGAUUUACAUUCAGAGGCGUGGUUCUUGUUUCUGACGACGUCCCGAUGGUUUGCUGUGCGUCUGGAUGCGAUCUGUGCCAUCUUUAUCAUCAUUGUUGCCUUUGGAUCCCUGAUUCUGGCAAAUACCUUGGAUGCUGGACAGGUCGGCCUGGCCUUGUCCUACGCCCUCACCCUCAUGGGGAUGUUCCAGUGGUGUGUUCGGCAGAGCGCUGAAGUGGAGAAUAUGAUGAUUUCAGUAGAAAGAGUGGUGGAAUACACAGACCUGGAGAAGGAGGCACCUUGGGAGUCCCAGAAACGCCCACCGCCAGCCUGGCCCCAGGAGGGGGUGAUCAUCUUUGAUAACGUGAACUUCACGUACAGUCUGGAUGGGCCCCUGGUGCUGAAGCACCUGACGGCACUCAUUAAAGCCAGAGAAAAGGUUGGCAUUGUGGGAAGAACAGGAGCUGGAAAAAGUUCCCUCAUCUCAGCCCUUUUCAGAUUGUCAGAACCUGAAGGUAAAAUUUGGAUCGAUAAGAUCUUGACAACUGAAAUUGGACUUCACGAUUUAAGGAAGAAAAUGUCCAUCAUACCUCAGGAGCCUGUUUUAUUCACUGGAACAAUGAGGAAAAACCUGGAUCCGUUUGGUGAGCACACAGACGAGGAGCUGUGGAAUGCCCUUGAAGAGGUGCAACUUAAAGAAACCAUCGAAGAUCUUCCUGGCAAAAUGGACACGGAACUAGCAGAGUCGGGAUCUAACUUUAGUGUUGGGCAGAGACAGUUGGUGUGCCUUGCCAGGGCCAUUCUCAGGAAAAAUCGAAUAUUGAUUAUUGAUGAAGCAACAGCAAAUGUGGACCCAAGAACCGAUGAGCUGAUACAGAAGAAGAUCCGGGAGAAGUUCGAGCAGUGCACCGUGCUGACCAUUGCACAUCGCCUCAACACCAUCAUCGACAGCGAUAAGAUCAUGGUUUUGGAUUCAGGAAGACUGAAAGAAUAUGAUGAGCCGUAUGUUUUGCUGCAAAAUAAAGAGAGCCUCUUUUACAAGAUGGUGCAACAGCUGGGCAAGGCAGAAGCCGCUGCCCUCACCGAGACAGCAAAACAGGUGUUCUUCAAAAGGAAUUAUCCAGAUAUCAGUCAAACGGACUCCGUGGUUACCAGCACCUCCAAUGGACAGCCCUCUGCCUUAACUAUUUUUGAGACGGCACUGUGAUUCUUCCAAGAUGUCAGAUCUGUUCCAAAGGCAUUUUCCAAUUGUUUUUGCACUGUGUAAACUAUAGUGUACAUUUUUUUACUAAGCUAUAAUAUGGACAUGUUCAAAAUGUUAGUUUUUUUGGAUCUGCCCCUCAACUUCAUCCAGUGAUCUCAAGCUUUGACAAAAGGGUUUGUUAUUUUUACUUUACUGUUUCAGUUUAAUCUGAAUCAGAGGUGCAGGCCACCAGAAAAUGUUGUCUACCAGGUUUUAUGCCUUACCAGACCCCAGAGCCAAAUCUCAUUUUAUAAGGAAUAGAACAGAGUUGUCAUAGGUUGUUGUUUUUUGUUCCUGCUAGUCCCAAAUUGCGUAUUGCUAUCCAAUUAUAUCAGGGAUUCUAUUUACUUGAAGACUGCACAAGGCUGCCAUUUCAUCUUGCCAACUUUAUUUGACCUAACUAGGACCCAUUGUUUUCCAUCAAGGCCUCUGAUUAACAUAGGACAGAUUACUAAGAAGAUCACAAGAUAUACUUUAAGUCACACCUAGAGAGUCUACCUCCACCAGAAAGAGAGAGAGAGAUGGCUGAAAAUUCUAGAAUAGACAGAAAAGAAAACAGCACUCCCUAAAGCUGGGUGCCCUUGUAGGUGAGUUGAUGACAAAGGACACCCCAGCACCAGCCAGGUCCGCGUGGCUCACAUGGUUCUGGCACACAUGAGAACUCAGUUGUGGUUUUAGACUCAGCAGGCCGAAACCUCCCACUGUAAUUCCUGAAAUACCCAGUGUUAUUCUUAUUUGGAUUUCUGGUUUACAGAAGGGGAGGCCUGUUGAGUCUAAACUGUUUGGUUUAACCUUUGUUGAAAUCCUUCCUCCAUCCCAUGCCUAGGACCUCCUGACGUGGUAAGAGAAACUGAAAAUCAUCACAAACAUUGGCAGUAAUUAUGCAGUCCAUUCUCUGAAUGUAUCCGUAGGGUUCACGCCUGUGAGCCUGCCCAGAUUAGUUUAUGUUUACUUGUGACCACUAAUAACAGCUUCUGGAGGUCUUUCUGAAUCAACAAACCACAGUACUUCCUAGGACUUGUUGUGCGAUAUUUGAACUACGAGUCUAGUUUUCUUGAUGGAGGUGGCCAUGGUAUGUUAAGUUCACGUUAUCAGAGGUUUUACUUUCAGGGUUUAAGUGGACUCUUAUGACCUCACAGGAUGGCAGAGCCACCCUCAAAUUGCAUAUGUCAGUACAACAGGAGAGAAAAGCAUGUUUUGUAAAAUGAAACGCUGAAGCGUGCACGCAGAGCAAGCUAUCCGAAUGCGUCAAGUGGAAGAGCUGUUCAGCUCUGUGUGUAUAGAAAUGUAUGAUUAGUGUAUAUUCCCCAUAAACCACACACACCAAGUUGUCUACUAGUAAUGAUGUUUUGGUAUUUCCGGAGAGUGAAAUGACAAUAGUGAUAAUAACUUUGUUAAAAAAUUGGAAACAUCUGCCAUGUAUAUGUGUUUAUUUGGUCUCUAGAGGUUAUUGGCAGUCAUAAAAACAUGUUCUUCUUUCAUUUCUAUUUUAGUGUCAUCAUAGGAUUUUUAAUUCCAUUUGAAAUAAAUCACAGUUUUCAUCUCUCUUCA
Messenger RNA from Ochotona curzoniae (black-lipped pika), 5617 nucleotides. RefSeq names its product ATP binding cassette subfamily C member 4 (gene ABCC4). The transcript is spliced from 31 exons. Bases 53 to 4030 code for a protein of 1325 amino acids. Gene Ontology annotation, cellular component: plasma membrane. Gene Ontology annotation, molecular function: ATP hydrolysis activity; ATP binding; ABC-type transporter activity. Lineage: Eukaryota; Metazoa; Chordata; Mammalia; Lagomorpha; Ochotonidae. The record is from RefSeq and is a predicted model, not a curated record. Gene Ontology annotation, biological process: transmembrane transport.